AACACAGACACACUCUCUGCUGUCAGAGAGCCUUCACUCGCCGCCUGGAACAUUCUGCCUUAUCGGCUGCGUACAGAAAACGGCCACCUAUUGUCCACCCCCCCCCCCGGGGCUAUAUUAUCUCUUUUUCCGUUGCUUUUAACGAGCAUUGUCCCGCUUUGGAGAACCGGGUCAUCUGCACGCAAAAAAAAAAAAAAAAAAGGGCCCGGGGACACAAUAACCGCAGGACGGACGUGAAGAGGCUAAUGCCCGCCGAAGUGUGGUCAGGGCCAGAGGAGGAUGAGUCCGGCCGUCGAGGCUCCGGCCCAACGAGCCAAGGAUGCGGAGAUGCCGCAGUGCUACACGGAGAAAGGGGUCAUACUUGAGCCCUUCAUCCACCAGGUGGGGGGGCAUUCGUGCGUCCUGCGCUUCGGCGAGCAGACCAUCUGCAAGCCGCUCGUCCCCCGCGAGCAUCAGUUCUAUAAGAGCCUGCCGGCCGAGAUGAGACGCUUCACCCCGCAGUACAGAGGUGUCGUGUCCGUCAGCUUCGAAGAAGAUGAAGAAGGGGACCUUUGCCUCAUCGCCUACCCGCUCCGCAGCGACCUGGCGGCCGACCUGGAGAACAAGGACCCCUCGGCCGACAGUGAGCCCAAAAGCAAGAUGCUCAAGUGGAGCAAAAUGCUGGCAUCCUCGCCCCUGGCGGAGAACGAUAACCUCAGCAAAGACGGACGCAGUCGCCACUCCCGCAAAGAUAAGAGCGCUCACAAGCUGCUGGAAGAUGUCGAGCUGGAGUGGCUGCAGCAGGCCGAGGUUCUGUACUACCGCCUGGAGCACAGCCACAGCAAUGCUGUCCCGCAGCUCCAACACAACCCGUGGAGCCUCAAGUGUCACCAGCAGCACCUGCAGAGGAUGAAGGAGAACGCCAAGCACCGGAAUCAAUACAAAUUCAUCCUGCUGGAGAACCUGACGUGGCGGCACACCGUGCCGUGUGUGCUGGACCUGAAGAUGGGCACUCGGCAGCAUGGAGACGAUGCCUCCGAGGAGAAGAAAGCCGUGCAGAUCCGCAAGUGCCAGCAGAGCACGUCCGCAUCGAUAGGCGUCCGACUCUGCGGCAUGCAGGUGUAUCAGUCGGACACCGGCCACCUGAUGUUCAUGAACAAGUACCACGGCCGCAAGCUCACCUCGGAGGACUUCAAGGAGGCGUUGCUGCAGUUCUUCCACAGCGGACGGCGCCUGCGACACGAGCUCCUCUCCCCGGUGCUGCGUCGCCUCCGAGACAUGCAAGCCGCGCUGGAGGCCUGCGAGUCCUACCGCUUCUACUCCAGCUCCCUGCUCAUCAUCUACGACGGGGCGCCACACCGCAAACACACACGCCGACGCACUCAGAGCGGCCUCUCGGAAGAAGACGAGGAGGACGAGGAGGAGGAGGACGCUGAUCCCGAACUGGAGGAAGAGGAAGUAGCGGGCGCUCUUGAUUUCCCCCGCCGUCCCUCCUCAACAGGGGAUGACAGCAGCAGUUGCUCUAGUAGCAGCAGCAGCAGUAGUAGCAGCAGCAGUGGCGGCGGCUGCAUGUCCCAUUCAAGCCCUCGCAGCCCCGUGGUGGACGUGAGGAUGAUAGACUUUGCUCACACCACCUGCAGACAUUACUGCGAGGACAGCGUGGUCCACGAGGGCCAGGACAGCGGCUACAUCUUCGGCCUCCAGAACCUGAUCGCCAUCAUCUCCGAGCUGGAGGACCAACGCUCGGGUUAGACAGAGUUGUCCAUCUCACACACACACACACACACACACACACACACACAGAUUCUUGUAUUUCUUACCUUCUCGAGACCUCCAAAAAAUGCCUACCCUUUUAGUACCACCCUUUUUAAAUGUAUAAAGAUUAGUAUUUACUACAAUAAUAUAUAAAAACUACCGUAUUUCCUUGAAUUGCCGCCGGGGCGCUAAUUAAUUUAAAACCUCUUCUCACUCCUGAGCUUACCAAAGGCAUGCGGUAAAAGUAAGCAUGCGCUAAUUAUUUUAAAACCUCUUCUCACUCCGGCACUUACCAAAGGCAUGCAGUAAAAAUUUGAGUGUGAUGUAAGCUUGGACCUUAAAUCCUAUUGAAUAGCUCUUAAUCUUCCUUCCUUUAUGCGAUUUCAAAUUACCGGUAUUGAAAUCAGCCUCCUCCAUUUUGAAAAUGAUGGUCACGAGUUUGACCAGGCGGUAAUACUAAGCAUGCGCUAAUUAUUUUGGGAAGCGAGUUCGACCCGGCAGUAAAUAAAGGCAGGCGCAUACUAUAUGCCCUGCGGCAAUUCAAGGAAAUACGGUAUAUAAAGAUUUGUAUUUACUAGAUUAAUAAUAUAUUAAAACUGCAAAUAUAGAAAAAUAAGCUUUUAUUGAUUAAUUUUUAAAAAAUAUUUAGUUUAAUUGUUUUUUAAUCUUCAUGAUUCACUUCGUUAUUACAGUAUGUCUCGAUGUACAUAUUUAUUUUAUUUUUUAAAUUAAUUAAGAAAAUAAUAAUAAUAAUUAAAAAAAAUAAAGCCUUCCACUUCCAAAAACAUGCACCUGGGAAUAGGUUGAUUGGCAAAAAAAAAAAUAGAGUGUGAAUGUUGUCUGUCUCUGUGUUGGCCCCGCGAUGAGGUGGUGACUUGUCCAGGGUGUACACCGCCUUCCGCCCGAUUGUAGCUGAGAUAGGCUCCAGCGACCCCAAAGGGAAUAAGCGGAAGAAAAUGGAUGGAUGGAUUAAAUUAACUUUGUCCAAAUGGGCCAUAUUUACAAUUUCUUAUUCACACUUAUUUCAUAUGUUGACCAGAGGGGGAGCACUUUUAAAAGCGACACACAAUCCAUUUGAAAAAUCCCUCCUAUUUGGGACCACCCUCAUUUUGAUAGAUUUCAACACCAGGGGUGCAAAUGAAACAUUCUCUAUUAGAUGCAAUGGUUUUCUGUAUUGGGACCAUAAAAGGGACAAGCGGUAGGAAAUGGAUGGAUUUAUGUCCUUACUUGUUGAUGUCUCAAGAAGGGUAGAAAUACAAUAACAUAUACACAUAUUUUUGUAUUUCUUACCUUCUUGAGACCUCCGAAAAAUGCCUACCUCUUUAGGACCACACUUUCUAGAUAUAAAAAUAUUUUUAUUUACAUUUUUAAUAAUAUAUACAAACUAUGCAAAUAUGAAAAAGGUAAGCUUUUAAUUCAUUUUUUUAUUUUGAAUUUUUUGUUUGUAAAUAAUUUUUAGUCUAAAUUAUUUAUUUCAAAUUAUUACAGUAUGUCUCCAUAUACAUACUUGUUUUGUAGAGGUUCAUUUAGCCCACUGAUGUGUAUUUAGAAAUGGUUGUUUUAUAUAAAAGCUAGUAAAGUAGACCGAAGAAGCCAGAAGCAAGGCAGCCGAAACUUGUCGGGUACAAAACUUUACCUUACUAGCCUAUAUAAAUCAACCAUUUAUAAAUAUAUAUAUUUUAUUUUUAUUAAUUAAUUUUGGCCGCAUUUCAAAUUCUUACGCACACUUGUUAUUUCAUAUGUUGGCCAAAGGGGGAGCACUUUUAAAACCGACACACAGUCCAUCCGACAAAUCCCUCCUUUUUGGGACCACCCUUAUUUUGAUAGAUUUCACCACCAGGGGUGCAAAUGAGACAUUCUCUAUUAGAUGCAAUGGUUUUCCAUAUUGGGACCAUGAUUUAUGUCCUAACUUGUUCACCGGUCCUCAUAUGGACGGUACUUUUCCUUGAUGUCUCCAGAAGGGCAGGAAAAACAAGAACACAAGCAUUUUUGUAUUUGGUACCCUCUUGAGAACGCCGAAAAAUGCCUACUUCUUUAGGACCGCCCUUUCUAGAUAUAAAAAGAUUUGGAUUUGCUACAUUAAUAAUAUAUACAUACUAUGCAAAUAUAAAAAAAGUAAGCCUUUAUUAUUAUUAUUUUUUAAUUGUUUUUUAAUCUUCAUUAUUCACUUCAAGUUAUUACCGUAUGUCUCUAUAUACAUAUUUAUUUUAUUUUUUUAAUUAAUUUUGGCCAAAGGGGGCGCAUUUCAAUUUCUUACACACACUUGUUAUUUCAUAUGUUGACCAGAGGGGGAGCACUUUUAACACCGUCACAGUCAAUUUGAAAAAUCCCUCCUUUUUGGGACUACCCCCAUUUUGAUAGAUUUCACCACCAGGGGUGCAAAUGAGACAUUCUCUAUUAGUUUUCCUAAUUUUCCAUGGACGGUACUUUUCCGUGUUGAUAUCUCAAAAAGGGUAGAAAUACAAGAACACACACACACUUACACACAUUCUUGUAUUUCCGACCUUCUUGAGACCUCCAAAAAAUGCCUACCUCUUUAGGACCACCCUUGCCAUAUAUAUAUAUAUAUAUAUAUAUAUAUAUAUAUAUAUAUAUAUAUAUAUAAAAGCUGCAAUGAGGUGGCAACUUGUCCAGGGUGUACACCGCCUUCCGCCCAAUUGUAGCUGAGAUAGGCACCAGCACCCCCCGUGACCCCAAAGGGAAUAAGCGGUAGAAAAAUGGAUGGAUGGAUGGAUGGAUAUAUGUACAUAUAUAAAAUUUGUAAUUGCUACAUUAAUAAUAUAUACAUACUAUGCAAAUUUAAAAAACGUAAGCUUUUAAUUUAAUUAUAUAUAUAUAUAUUGUCUAUAAUUGGUUUUUAAUCUACAUUAUUCACUUCAAUUUAUUACAGUAUGUCUUUAUAUACAUAUUCAUUUAAUUUUUUUCAAUUAAUUUUAGCCAAAGGGGGCGCAUUUCAAUUUCUUACACACACUUGUUAUUUCAUAUGUUGGCCAGAGGGGCCAUCCUAAAUUUGAUAGUUUUAACCCCCAGGGGUGCAAAUAAGACCUUCUCUAUUAGUUUUCCUAAUUUUCCAUGAUUUCGGCCCGAACUUGUUCACCCGGUCCUCACAUGGACGGUACUUUUCUUUGAUGUCUCAAGAAUUGUAGAAAUACAAGAACACAGACGCACAACAACACCAACACUACAUCUGACGCUUUGACGCCAACUGGGCGACGGAAGAGGAGCAAAAGUCCCACUUCCUGUUUCAGUUUAGUCGGCGCUCUACAUUGUUUCCGUGCGGUCUGCGGUUUCUUUUAGCUUCGAACGAGUCACUUUCCACAAAAUAAAGCUGAGGAAGGACGAUUUCCAAAGAGAGUUGGCACUUAAACACAUUCAGCCAGGGCGAGAGUGUAUGCAGCUUGAAUAAUCAUCUUGACUUCCAGAGGCUAUAUUCCUAGCAGGCUUCGAGACGUAUUUAUUUAUUUGGACAAAGUCUCAUCGAGUAAACUUAACGCUUCAAAUGUAAGAAGGGAGAGCGCUACAUUCCACUUUAUUACAAUAAUGAUAUUCAUUGAUAUAUGUUUGGAUACCUCUGUUUUGUCCAGUUUCAUGGGGGAAGAAUAAAGACUUUGGUUUGUUUUAA
Nerophis ophidion (straightnose pipefish) is the source of this 5356-nucleotide messenger RNA. RefSeq names its product inositol hexakisphosphate kinase 2-like. The coding region runs from base 280 to 1731 and encodes 483 amino acids. The record is from RefSeq and is a predicted model, not a curated record. Gene Ontology annotation, cellular component: nucleus; cytoplasm. Lineage: Eukaryota; Metazoa; Chordata; Actinopteri; Syngnathiformes; Syngnathidae. Gene Ontology annotation, molecular function: inositol hexakisphosphate kinase activity. The transcript has 5 exons. Gene Ontology annotation, biological process: phosphatidylinositol phosphate biosynthetic process; inositol phosphate biosynthetic process.